This is a messenger RNA of Seriola dumerili (greater amberjack), 2400 nucleotides long. It is a transcript of the gene zmat1, whose product is annotated as zinc finger matrin-type protein 1-like. The record is from RefSeq and is a predicted model, not a curated record. Gene Ontology annotation, molecular function: zinc ion binding; nucleic acid binding. The coding region runs from base 1 to 1839 and encodes 612 amino acids. NCBI's taxonomy places the organism in Eukaryota, Metazoa, Chordata, Actinopteri, Carangiformes, Carangidae. The transcript has 7 exons.
AUGGACGACACAAACGUCUGUCCUCCGCUGCUUGCGGAAUCAGACGCUCAAAAUAACACUACUAGUACCCCUAACGCGGCUUCUGUCACAGAUGCUGACAAAGUAAUAAACACUAAAAUAGAUAGUACCCAGAUUGAAGGAGACAAGAAUGAAGAGGAGCUUCUAAAGGGUCUCCUCACUGAUGACUACUGCCACGUGUGUGAGGCUGUGCUGCUGUUUGAGUCUCAGAGGCUGUCCCACUAUGAGGGAAAGAAACAUGCUCAGAAACUCAAGGUGUACCUGCAGGCCAAGAAAGGCGAGAAGAUAAACAAAGAGUCCACAGCACCUCAGCAGACCAUGACUACUGAUAAGGACCGGUUCUGUGAGCUGUGUAAUAUGGUGUUUAGUUCCCACUUGGUGGCAAAAUCACACUACGAAGGGAAAGUCCAUGCAAAAAAUCUUCGUAAACAAGGUCUUCAGCCACCAGGCAAGUUCAUAAACAGGAACACAGAGGCGUGUACUUUACCAGGGCUGACUCCUGAUAAUGCUGACCAGAAAUCAGCCCUAGAGGAUGGUAUGGAGCAUCCCAUGGACCCAGCAGCAGCCACAAUUGCCCCCAGCACAGAGGUUGAUCUGAAGGACCCGGACAAGUGCUGUGCCCUGUGUGCUGCUUCCUUCAACAAUCCCCAAAUGGCUUUGCAGCACUACAAUGGACGCAAACACCAGAGGAAUCAGGCCAGACAGGAGCUGAUGAAAGAGCUGGGAGACAAUGUCCAACAAGCCAACUCCCUGGUGUGUCAGAUGUGUAGUGUGCAGUUUAACUCUGUGGAGAUGUACCAGGCACACGUUCAGGGAAACAAGCACCAGAUUAGGGAGAAGAAGGUCGUUGACCUCUGCAAAUCCCAACAAAAAAGCUACAGCACAUUCGCAGAUGAACUGGCAGAUUACAUUCAGGUUCAGAAAGCUCGUGGAAUUAAACCCAAGACCAGUCAAGUCCUCCCUCAGGGUGACACACAAAAGGAGGAUGAGGAAGAUGAAGAGGAAGUACAGGAAGUAUUUAACAAGGAGCAUAUCAUAGAGCUGAGCAAACCUGUGCCAAACCUUCCUCCCACCUCUGACGCUCCUCAUCAGUUCGGCCCUGGUUGUUACUACCCAGCUGAAGGAUGGCGUCCUCCAUAUCCAGGCCCUCCCAGGCUUCCUCAUGGCUGGGACUACAACUGCCCUCCUCCAGGCUUCUCAGCCUCAGGCGCUCCACAGUUUGCCGGUCGGCCCAUAAAGAGAAAGAGCCGCAGAACCCAGUCAAGCUCCUCCUCGUGUACUACCUCAUCAUCUUAUUCCUCCUCAUACUCCUCUUCUUACAGCAGUAGCACAAGUGACAGUGAUGACAAUAAAUACAAGCGAAGAGAAAGGAGGAGGAUUAGAAGAUCCAGGAAGGAGCGAGGUAGGAGGUCAAGAGAAGAGGACUCACACAAGGAGGAGAGGAGGAGAAAACGGCAAAGGAGAGAACGAGAUAAUGAGUCAGAGGAGAGAAAAAGAGAAGAGUUUGGAGAGUCACAGCAAGAGAGGAGGAGAAAUAAGCAAAAGAAACAUGGGAAGCAGAGACGAAAAGAAAAAAAAUCCAGGGAAGAGGAAGAAGGAGGGGAAAGGGUGAUGGACAAUUUAAAGCCAGAGGACAUGAUGGACAAUAGAAAAUAUACCGAAGUGCAUAUACAGGCUGAAAUUAAUGUUGAGCAGGGGGAGGGUGGGCAGGAUGAGUCAGCCAAACCCAAAUACAGAAGAGAGAAGAAGAAAGUGAAAGAGAAGGUAGACACUAGGACGGAAGAGGAGAAGCUGUGGGAUGACUCCAUUCUGGGCUGUUAAACUCAACAGGACCAGCUGAACUGUGUCUUCUGAACGGCUGAAAUUUUUUGGUUAAGGUUAAAGUUAACAUGAGCAUGAAUUUCAAAACUGUGUAUAUUAAAAUGAUUAAAAUUUUGAUAGCAGUUAACAAAGCAAUUUUCACCAUCUGCUCUGAUGGCCCGAACAGUGUUGUUCUUCAAUGGUGUGCUAGCUGGCUAGCCAUGCUUAGUCAAUUUGCGUUAGUCAGGAAUGAAUGUUAUUCUUAUUUCAUUGUGUGCUGAAGGGUUUCUCACACAUAUCCACAGCUACAAUAGCUUUAUUUUUCACUAUGACAUCUAAAAGUGUCUCUGAUUAAAUUCAUGUGUACAGUCAGCCACAGUUGUUGGCUGUUAUAUUUAAGAUCUCUUAUUUUCUCGCCUAUCAUUUAGAAUUAUCAAGAAAUCCUCUUGAUCUCUUAGGUUAACUGACCUAACUUAAAUUAUGUUUGAUUGUGUUAUCUGUGCUCCUGCCAAGGAUGUAUUAGAUUGUGAUCCCUUUAGCAGCCUGUGGUUGGCGCUGUUGAGCUUCACUCAGAGCAUCAGU